Molecule: messenger RNA, 1287 nt
Organism: Pseudopipra pipra
Lineage: Eukaryota; Metazoa; Chordata; Aves; Passeriformes; Pipridae
Gene: PPIC
Product: peptidylprolyl isomerase C
Exons: 5
Coding region: 16-849 (277 amino acids)
Biological process (GO): protein peptidyl-prolyl isomerization; protein folding
Molecular function (GO): peptidyl-prolyl cis-trans isomerase activity
Source: RefSeq, a predicted model, not a curated record
GAUCGCUGGCCCGGGAUGGGUGAACUCUCCCCUCGCGUUGUUGGUCGCUGGCCCGGGAUGGGUGAACUCUCCCCCCGGGUGUUCGGUCGCUGGCCCGGGAUGGGUGCCCGCCCUCCCUGCCGCGUUGCCGCUCCCGCAGCCCCCCCGUGCCGGGCCGGGCGGAGCCGCGCCGGGCCGGGCGCAGGCGCCGCAGCGCUCACCCAGCGCUCACCCAGCGCCAUGGCCCGCGGGGCGCCGGCGGCGCUGCUGGGCGCCGCGGCCUGUCUGUGCCUCCUGGCCCCGGCGGCACAGGCCUUCAGGAGGAGGGGACCCAGCGUGACAGCCAAGGUGUUCUUUGAUGUGAAGAUUGGAGACAAAGAUGUGGGCAGAAUUGUAAUUGGAUUGUUUGGAAAAGUUGUCCCAAAGACCGUGGAAAACUUCAUUGCGUUGGCAACUGGAGAAAGAGGAUAUGGAUACAAAGGAAGUAAAUUCCAUCGUGUGAUCAAAGACUUCAUGAUUCAAGGAGGAGACUUUACAGUAGGAGAUGGAUCAGGAGGAAGAAGCAUCUAUGGAGAAAAGUUUCCAGAUGAGAACUUCAAGCUCAAGCACUAUGGAAUUGGAUGGGUUAGCAUGGCUAAUUCUGGCCCAGACACCAACGGAUCCCAGUUCUUCAUCAGUGUGACAAAGCCUUCCUGGUUAGAUGGAAAACAUGUAGUAUUUGGCAAAGUCCUUGAUGGAAUGUCUGUGGUGCACUCCAUUGAACUCCAGCAGACAGAUGAGCAUGACCGGCCCCUUCAGGACUGUGUGAUUGUGAAUAGUGGCAAAAUAGCUGUAAAGGAACCAUUUGUAGUUGAAGUAGAUGACUGGUGAGAUCAACAGUCAGAAAGAAAAGUAAAACUUUAUCAUUUUUCUUUAACACCUGUUUUUGACUGAUCUCCACUGUCCAUUCAGUUUUCUCCUCGAAACAUAUGAGGCUACAUUUAGGCAGUACUUAGCAUUUGCCAAAUACAUAAAAGAUAUGACCAUUUCUAUAACAACUUAAUGGAGCUUUCACUCCUUGAAAUUCAAGACAUACCCCACUAAAUUCUAGAUCUUGCAGAAAAAGUCUUUCAUGAAAAAGUAUAGCAGUAAUUCUAUUUUUCUCAAGGCUUAAAACAAAAUCCUUUGUUUUCUUUGGAAAUUUUAGCAAUAUUUGUUUCCAUCUUUUCAACUGAAAAUAUGUUCUGUAACACUACCAGCAUUUUUAAAAAUUAAAAAAAAGUAAAAUACAUAAGUGUUUUGAAUAAAUAAACUUUGAUUUUAAAUAAA